ACCUAGGGUACUAUCCGUAUCGGCCGGGCAGUUACACCACCAACUUUAACUCACCUCAUCUAAAGACGGCGCGAGAGGGGAUUCAUUUCAUCGCUUUUAAGUACAUUAAUCACCCUUCGUCGCAUCUUUUACUCUUUAUUUUCCCAGAAGGACGCGUCGAAUUCUUCCCUGAAUCAUGGGAUUCUAUGACUAAUAUACAAUAAUUGCCUUAGCAACGAUAGACAGCGCGUCUACAACGUCACUUCCAAGUCGGCAGAAUAAACUCCAGUCCACACGCUUCAAAUGCCUUGGGUAUUACCAGCAUUCGACUCUAUACCUAUCCCGUCUUUAUACCCCCAAUACUUCCGAGCUUCAUAGUCAUCUUCGUCCUUUUAUGAUAGGCAUGCGACAAGGUCCUUGGUAACGCGAAGUGGCGCGACCCAGAGGCGUUAGAGCACUCGUCGCAAGAUACACCUAAUCCUACGCUGCCGCCUCUGACGUAAAUAAAAAGAAACCACGCUCUACUAAACAAUACUUGUCGACCCUACCUGCCGAAUCGGUAAGGCGAUGGCCAAUACGCAACUCAUGCAAGAAGAACUACAACAAAGCAUAGUACUAUCCGAAGAGGAUGCCGAGUUUGAGGAAGAUCUACCAGACGACCCAAUGAUGGUAGAUAGUAGCGGCCCCCUGCCCUCGGGCAACUCAGGGGAUUCGGCCUAUAUAGUAGCCGAUCAUAUUGUACCAAGUUACGGUAAUGAUAGUACUAUAGGUGCCAACAUGGUACUUGCAGACGAAACGGCUCCACACCACGACGCAGAAGGAGGAUUAGAUGGUAUGCCAGCUAGUGGUGGUGAAGCUGGUGAUCACGAUGGUGAGACCUCGGUCAGCGAUGGUGGCAUCCAUGACGAUGACGAUGCCUCUGAUGUUGACGCAGAAGGAGAGGACGAUGACGAUGACGCUGGACAACAUCACAUUAAUCCAAACGCUAAUUCUAGUGACGAGGAGGAUGUAGCGGAAGGAGCUGCUGACGAAGACGAAGAGGAAGACGAAAACGAAGGUGUUGGCGCCGUAAAGAUCAAACCUGGUGAUGAAGAGAGCGAUAGUGACGAUGAUAUCAGCCUGGCGUCAGGUUCCAGUCGGGAAUCAACGGCAGAAUGGGAAGAAGUUGUCGAAAAUGAUGAUGAAGAAGAAGAGGAAGACUCUGACGCUGCUGACCCUAAUAACUGCAUAUUCUGUAAAAAGGACGAGGAACACGAUCCGGGAGUAGAAUUCGAGGCCUACCUUGCAUGCAAGAGAUGUGGUGAACAUGCUCACCAACAAUGCGCCCGCGAAGAAGGAGCACUUGACGAUAAAAACAAUGCAUCAAUUUGGAGAUGCCCAGACUGCGCUGCUGGUGAUUCAGGAUCAGACUCGGAAGCGCCGUUCGAUCGUGAGAACGCAGAAGGCGAUCACGAUAUGGUGCUAGAUGGUGCUGAUGAUAGUGAUUUAUCCCCUACUGCAACCAGUCUAUCAACCGCUCCUAAACUUGCCCGAGAUCUACUCCCUUCUCAACGUGGUAUGAACAAGCCAGAUUCGCACUCUGUUUUUAAUCAGUUGGUACUCGACGAAGACCCUAUGGAUGGCUCGCGAGUCCUGCGAAAAAGGAAGACGUCGUCACCUGAGGCGGAGGUAGACGUAGAGGAAGUAAUGUCACUACGGAAGCGAAGAAAAAAUACUUCUGAUGAAUCUGCCCAAGAUGAAGUUAUACAGGAGACAGCAAAUUCGGCAGAAACAUCAAGUAGACCAAGGUCAGGGCGUUCCCUGCGGCACAAAGCAUCAAGCUCGGAGGCUCUAUGCACGAUAGUUAAGAAGUCACGCUCUAGCCUACUAGUAAAGAUGCGAGUGGGCGCUACGGAAUUACAGAAACUUUCACACAACUCAAGAGCCCGGAGGAGGAAACGAUCUGGCCGGGCAACCACAUCCCGAUCAUCUCGUUCAUCUAGAAAUGUCACGUCAACACGAGCUGCGGCUGUUGCGGAACCACCCCCAAUGACGCCAUUCUUUCCUUCCAGCUAUUCCCAGCCGUUUUACUCAUUUUAUGAUAAGGAGCCAGAUGAGCUUAAGGGCAAGCCAUAUGGUGGCAUCCUAAGCGAGGAACAGGCGGACACGACGAAGACGCUGCCCACUAAAGAUGACCGGCGCCGGUUCGAUGAGGCGAAACAGAAGGCGGAAGAAGAAUGGAGAAAUAGAUUGAUUGCUAUGCAAGCCGAAGCCGAGGUACCAGUGAAGAAGUCACGGAAGGCUUCUGGUCCUGCAAGCCAGAUUGAAUGCAUCGAAUUUGGCGGCUGGGAAAUAGACACGUGGUAUGCUGCACCGUACCCCGAAGAGUAUAGUCGCAACCGAGUCUUAUACAUUUGCGAAUUUUGCUUAAAAUAUAUGAACUCGGAUUACGUUGCCUGGCGACACAAGCUCAAAUGCGCCGCAAAGCACCCUCCUGGCGAUGAGAUAUAUCGACAUGGCUCAGUUUCCUUCUUCGAGGUUGAUGGUCGAAAAAAUCCAGUAUACUGUCAAAACCUCUGUCUUCUAGCCAAGCUCUUUCUCGGUUCUAAGACGCUAUACUACGACGUCGAGCCGUUCCUAUUCUACGUCCUUUGCGAGUACGACGAUCUAGGCUACCACUUCGUCGGCUACUUUUCCAAAGAAAAGCGCGCGAGUAGUCAGAAUAAUGUGAGCUGCAUCCUCACAUUACCCAUCCAUCAGCGAAAAGGUUACGGCCAUCUGCUUAUCGACUUCUCUUAUCUUUUAACAAAAGUAGAGGAGAAAACUGGUUCUCCUGAGAAGCCGCUAUCUGAUAUGGGUCUGGUGUCGUAUCGAAAUUAUUGGAGAUUGGUCAUGUGCAAGUACCUCAUUGAACACAUGCCUGAAAACAAGUUGCAGAGGAAGGGCCUGAGCAUUAGGCAGAUAUCAGACGAUACAGGAAUGACCCCGGAUGAUGUUAUCUCGGCCCUCGAGGCACUCCGUUUCCUCGUUCGGGAUCCCGUCACUCAAGUCUACGCGUUCCGGAUUGAUAUAUCCUACUGUCAUAAAGAAGUAGCGAAAUGGGAGGCAAAGAAUUACGUUAAGCUAAUUCCCAAAAAUCUCACAUGGAUGCCUUAUGUCAUGGGCCGUAGCAACGCUACAAAUUUCGAGUUAGGGCCAGCCCUUAACACGAUCGCUCCCCGCGAAGAGGACGAAGAGGUCAAAGCUGUCCAGACCCUGGAAGAGAGCGGCAUUGCGACCGGAGAUUUCGCCAUCCCGCAGCCUGCCAGCCAAAAGCCGCCUCUAGGCGCCGAAUCAUCCGUCCUCGAAUCGACGGAACCAAAUGAUAAUGCCAUUAUCGAGCCUCCUGAGGAUAUAAAACCUAAUGGUAUUGGCAAGGAAAAUGCAAACACUUCUGCAAGCCGGUCUGAAGACCCAAGUACUUCAGUUGGUGCUACUGCUCCUGCGAAUAUUGUAGACGACGAAAACGAUUGGCUUAAGCCAUACGAUACUAUCCCAGCCAACAGAUUCCAAGUUUUCCCUCCGAUAAAUAACAGGCGCACGGCCAUUUCACGCCUCAACUCGAGUAUUGCUAGACCGCCGCCUCUGCCGCGUAUCCCACCUCCAAGCUCACGACGAACUGUACGGCCCAAAGCUCGUCGCUCAACAGGCGGCGCCGCUGUUCGGAAGUCGGCUCAGAAGACAACUUCAGGUAAACGUAAGCCUGGCGGCACCGGGCGUGGUCCCGGUCGAUGGCCAAAGGGUACCAAGAAGAGUGAUUACGGCAACGCGGAUAGCGGUCCUGGUUUACCACCGGCGUGGGUUGAGCGAAAGCGACUAGCAGAUCUAGUAACUACCAUAGAUGAAAACGACACUCAAGACACAGUCCAGGUGCAAGUCACCGAGGCCAGCAAGAGUCAGAAGGGCAAGCAAGUCGCAUCCUUCUCUGCCAAGUUCGAUACCACAGCCGAUACUGCAACCAACAGCGGAGCCGCGUUGCCUAGCGAUGCUGACGCCGAUGUGGAUAUGAGCGGAGUUGGUAGCUACCAAGAGGACGUAGGUGCAGAAGCAGGAGAGACGUAAAGCACCGUUUAUAGUCUCGGGCAGGUAUUGUAGUUAUUUGUAUUGUAUCUAGUGUAUAGUCGCGAUGGGUUUUAGGGAUUCGUAAAGAAGAUAUUCAUUGAUUCGCGGCGCCGCGAGCUUAGGGAAUGCACAAAGCCAAGGGAAUGGCGUAUGGCGAAGAAAUUUAGUUGCGAUGCUGGUAGAUACCUAAUGGAACGUUUGAUUUUUAUCAUUCCUCGGU
Messenger RNA from Daldinia loculata, 4279 nucleotides. RefSeq lists its product as uncharacterized. Gene Ontology annotation, biological process: regulation of DNA-templated transcription. Lineage: Eukaryota; Fungi; Ascomycota; Sordariomycetes; Xylariales; Hypoxylaceae. The coding region runs from base 547 to 4059 and encodes 1170 amino acids. The record is from RefSeq and is a predicted model, not a curated record. Gene Ontology annotation, molecular function: histone acetyltransferase activity. The transcript has 4 exons.